UAUAGGCUGCAUGCACUUUGCUGGGCUGCUCUGACCAGAAACCAUAGUCAGUUAGAUUUUAAAUCAUCAUUAAUUUUCCAGAAUUAUCCUUAAAAGGUGCAUAAUUAGGCUUCAAUUUCCAUGAUGGAUGUAAACCGCACAAUGGCUCUAAAUGAGGUUAUGAGGAUCACAAGAAGGAUAUGGAAGAAUUUCCACUGAGAUGCCGGUAUCUACGCUGCACACUGGGCUGAUUACAAAUUUCAGUGGAAGUAUUAGUGGAGGAAACCGCUUCCUGUAACAGCGUAUCACACAGAUAAAUGGAGUAAGAGAGAAGACGGGUGGAGGGGGGGACGCAGAAAACUUGACACGCCGUUCGAGUGAUGGUCAGUCAACACAAGUGGACUUUCCUCUUCAGGUGCGCCUCUGACACGUCCUAUAAUUACCACAUAUGUGGCGGAAUAGCCCUCGAGGGACCGGUCAGCGCGGCGGAGAGGCAGAAUAAAAAGUGAGCGUCACUUUCUGGGAGACGGGACUGCGACUUCGGCGAGGACGCACCGCACAUGCAGGGACCUGCAGCUCCGGAUCCUCAGCUGUCUCUCUCUCUCUCCGGGGUUCAGGAUGCGACUGCUCAUAUGACCUGAGAAGUUUUACCAAGACACAUCCGAGACCGGUUAGGAAACCUAAAUAGCCCAAAGGAGCACGCAUUUUCAUUUCAAUAGGACCCACCGGACACAGUCCAUAUUUGAGGACUUUCAAAGGUGUCCGGCGAAGAGAGGUUCCCCCUCACACAGACACACUCCAUCACAACACUGUAGCUAUGAGCGGACCCCGCAGGAGUGUUAUAAUUGGACUGAUGAUACUGAUGUGCGCGAUGACCGAUCACUGCAGCGAGAGUGCGCCCUCCACGGGGCCCACGGCGCGCGUAACAGCGGCCAGCGGGAACUUGAGGCGCAUGGCAGAGAUCGUGAGGCACGUGGAGAGCCGGGGACGGAACGGAGCGAAGACGGAGGCUCCGUCCAGCUCCCGGCCGGAGAGCUCCUCCGCCGAGCACAAGGACGCGCGCAACAGGACGGAGAAAGGGAAUCACGCUGUGGCAGUUGUAUGUCCCAGUCAACUCAGAAUGAAGGAGAAAUUCAUUAUACAUCUAACAGGUCCACUCUACUUCAGCCCCAAGUGCAGGAAGAAUGUGUACAGACUUUAUCACCACACCAGAGACUGCACGAUACCUGCAUACUUCAAAAGGUGCGCGCGACUUCUCACGCGGUUAGCUGGCAGCCCGCAGUGCACAGAGGGGUAGCACACAAAAGGUUUAAGCCAAAAAUGAGUACUCCAGAAGAAAGAAAAAAAGACUUUGGGAAUAAAAAGUGCCUUGGACAGUGAGAGGGAAGCCUAAAUCCAACCAGCCCGACUGACAUUAGGCACAGUAUUGUCCUUCACUCAGGUCCCUUCUGCUAAAGGCGUGGAUAUCAACCAAUCACCACUCUGGGCUGGGCCUCGAAGGUUAGCUGUCACCACAUGGGAGCACCCAGGCAACACAAAACCAGACCAGUGUAAAGGUGGUGAAUGUGAAGAGUGGACAAGAACAAGAAAAAAAAGUGGCUGAGAACAAUAAACUGUAAGUUCUUUUUUUCCUGCAAAAAGAAAGAAGAAACUUCUCCCCACAAAGGACCUGCCAUUGAUGAUUGGUUUGCCCUGCUUUAGCAUCCUGUUCUCCUACACUACCUAGAUAUGAAAAAAGUCUCACAGAACCCCAGCUGGCAGCCACAGCAUUGUUUCAACUGCCAUUAAAUAAUUCAAUGCAAGAACAUUUUUCUGCAUCUUUGUUUAACUCAAAAUUGUCACAGCUCUCCUGUGGAUAUUGGGAAGAACGUGGUGAAGCUUAUAUUUGAGUCCGUGGAAGGUUGAACUGUGCAUGCAGUCAUGUGAAAAAGACUUUCUAAUUUCUUAGACUUUCUGAAGCUCUCUAAGACAAAAUGUUCCUCAUCUGGAAUAAAGAUUUGGCAAAUGCAAAACCUAAGUUACUAUGGGGAAGCAGUGUGUGAAAAAACUAAGCAAAUCCUUACUGUUUUUAUUAAAAUUCAGAGAGUAAGUAGCAGACUGGUUAUUGACCUGACCAUCAACUACUGUGACCAUCUCUGCUAAAGCAUAAGUCUUGGUAGUUUUGAGUUCUGGAGCAUUAAAGUGUGUGUUGAUGUAAUUUUGUUGAGUAAAGAUAUCAGAAAUGACCUUAAAGAAACAACUGUUGGGUAAGAUUAUAUGGCCAUUUCGAGU
Molecule: messenger RNA, 2250 nt
Organism: Cololabis saira (Pacific saury)
Lineage: Eukaryota; Metazoa; Chordata; Actinopteri; Beloniformes; Belonidae
Product: ALK and LTK ligand 2-like
Exons: 6
Coding region: 797-1276 (159 amino acids)
Biological process (GO): positive regulation of ERK1 and ERK2 cascade; positive regulation of ERK5 cascade
Molecular function (GO): receptor signaling protein tyrosine kinase activator activity; receptor tyrosine kinase binding
Source: RefSeq, a predicted model, not a curated record